AUGAUCAGCUUCACCAGCACUCUCACCGCCGCAGCCGCCGUCUUCUCCAUAACCAGCGCCUACGACAUCCCAGACAAUCUCCAAAGAAUCUACGAUGCGCACAAGUCAGGAACAUGCACGAACAAGCUCCUGGGCGGCUUCGCGCCGGGCGUAGACAGCUCGGACAGCAGCUUCGCGUACUGCGCCGACAUCUCGGCCAACACCAUCUACCUGCACUCGGACGCCAACGGCGGGCAGUACGCCGACAUGGAUGUCGACUGCGACGGCGCGAACCUGGGCGCGGGCGACUGCGCCAACGACCCGACGGGGCAGUCGCAGACGGCCUUCCAGUGGAUCGUCGCCGACAAGUACGGCAUCGACGACCUCGACGCCAACGUGCACUCCUACGUCGUCUUCGGCAACGACGACCCGGCCUUCGAUCCGCAGCAGCACGGCAUGGAGCCCUUGAGCGUCAUGGCUGUUGUUUGUGGUGGACAGUUGCACUACGGCGUCUGGGGCGACACCAACGGCGCCAACACGGUCGGCGAGACCUCGCUCGCGCUAGCCCAGCUCUGCUUCCCCGACGAGGGCCUCAACGGCGACAACGGCCACGGCGACUACGACGUCCUGUACAUCGGCUUCACCGGCACCGGCACCGUGCCCGACGACGCCAAGUGGAGCACUUCGAGCCGUGAGGAGUUCGAAGAUAGCAUCCGCGGCCUGGGUGACUCGCUCGUUGCCGAUCUGUCGGCUUGA
Messenger RNA from Lasiodiplodia theobromae, 735 nucleotides. RefSeq lists its product as uncharacterized. Gene Ontology annotation, molecular function: chitosanase activity. The coding region runs from base 1 to 735 and encodes 244 amino acids. Lineage: Eukaryota; Fungi; Ascomycota; Dothideomycetes; Botryosphaeriales; Botryosphaeriaceae. The record is from RefSeq and is a predicted model, not a curated record. The transcript has 3 exons.